Diabrotica balteata is the source of this 1570-nucleotide messenger RNA. The record is from the annotation of a GenBank genome assembly. Lineage: Eukaryota; Metazoa; Arthropoda; Insecta; Coleoptera; Chrysomelidae.
CAAACAAACGUGCGUGACCAAACCAAACAAAUCGGGUGAAAUCGGUGCGGGCUGUUGAUUUCUGUUUAUUUUGAUUUCAAAAAUUUUUGUUGUGACAAAAAUUUUCCAUUUUAUUAUACAUAAUACAUAAAUUAUGUAAACAUUAUUUUAAAAUAUUAAUUUAUAUCGGUUAAUACAGAUUAGAACCAUUCGUGUCAAAGGUUAUUGUGAUUAUCUUGUAUAUUAGAAGAAAAAUAGAAGAUUUUUGUGAAUUUUCAAAAUGACUUUGAAUUAUUCUGCCAAUAUAUUGUUUCGCACCUUUACCAGAAAAUCGAACCUGACGAGAAGCUUAGUCCAGAAAUAUUCUUCGGCUCCACUAUUUCCAGGAGCCAGAACAACAUGGACAGAAAAAUUGGAGUUUACCGGACCUCAAAGCUAUGGACCCAUUCCGGUUUACAGAGUAUUAGAUCGACAAGGAAACCUUAUAAACACAAAAGAUGAUCCGAAUUUGUCAGAAGAGAUAAUGGUCAAGAUGUACAAAGACAUGACACUUCUCGGUGUAAUGGAUAAAAUCUUAUACGAUGCUCAAAGACAAGGUAGAAUAUCUUUUUAUAUGACAAAUUACGGUGAAGAAGCAUCUCACAUAGGUAGUGCUGCUGCAUUAACUAACGAAGAUGUUGUCUACGGUCAAUAUCGAGAAGCUGGGGUAUUAUUGUGGAGAGGUUUUACGUUGCAACAAUUUGUUGAUCAAUGUUAUGGUAAUAAGGAUAACUUGGAGAAGGGAAAAUCUAUGCCAGUCCAUUACGGUAGUAGGGACAUUAAUUUUCUUACAAUAUCGAGUCCUUUGGCGACGCAAUUGCCACAGGCAGUGGGAUCUGCCUAUGUCUUGAAAGGCAAAAACCGCAUCGUGAUUUGCUAUUUUGGAGAAGGCACAGCCUCUGAGGGUGAUACCCACGCAGCUUUGAACUUUGCAGCAACCCUAAACUGCCCAGUUAUACUGUUCUGUAGAAAUAACGGCUACGCCAUCUCUACCCCCGUUGAGGAACAGUACCAAGGAGACGGAAUUGCUGCUAGAGGUCCUGGUUAUGGUAUUAAUACUUUAAGAGUAGACGGUAAUGAUGUUUUCGCUGUUUACAAUGCUACUAAAAUGGCCAAGGAAUAUGCUUUAAGAGAAAAUAAACCUGUUUUAAUAGAAGCUAUGAGCUAUAGGGUUGGAGAUCAUUCCACUUCAGAUGACAGUUCUGCCUACAGAUCAUCAGAAGAAAUCAAUCACUGGAAAAGCAACGAUUACCCCACUCACAAAUUGAGGUAUUAUUUGACAAAAAGAAAUAUUUGGAACGAUACUAAAGAAAAAUUAUGGAUGGAAGAAGCUAAAGGUGACGUGAUGAAAGCUUUUACAUCAGGAGAAAAGAAACUUAAGUUGAAUUGGGCUGCAAUGUUUGAUGAUGUAUAUAAAUAUAUGCCUCAGCAUUUGCAAAAACAAAAAAUUGCUCAGAUUGAACACGUAAAGAAUUACAAAGAACAUUAUCCAUUGGACCAAUUUGAGGAGAAACUAAAAGACUGAACCUAUGUACUAAAAUGUCGUAUUUCA